Striga asiatica is the source of this 2497-nucleotide messenger RNA. The record is from the annotation of a GenBank genome assembly. Lineage: Eukaryota; Viridiplantae; Streptophyta; Magnoliopsida; Lamiales; Orobanchaceae.
CAGCAAGCUAAAAAUAUCAGCCAAAAAAUGAGUAUGGUAGUCAUUUGGACUUUCCCGGCUGUGGCGCCUCUUCCUCAUUUAUCCCAUCACUCAACAGUCAACACUACCGGCUACCGCCCUUCCUCAAUUUCCUUUUCUUUUUUCUUCCCCAAGAAAAAAAAAAAAAAGCUCCAAUCUCAAUUAGAUACUUCAGUUAGAUGCUUUACUGCUCAGGAAAUAGCAACAGCUAAAUUUUUUUUUACUGUUUGAAUCACUCGAUUCGCGUGAGUUUUCUUUUUGACAAGUUUGAUAGUUUUUUAGCAGCCUCCAGAUGUGUUCUCUGCAGUUGCCGAAUUGCAGAGGCGUGGACCAGUCGAAGUUCGCAGUUAAAUUUUGUCCGGUCGAGAAGAAGGCUCGGAAUAGCAAUGUCGCGUUCGAUUCGUCGUUUAGGCCCGGAGGUUUGGGUUUGUGCGAUGAGCUACAGAUGAAGAGGCGGCUGCGGCCGAGCGGGAGGAAUUCUAGGGUUUUUGUGAUGUCUUCGGGCGAGUUGAAGAUGAAUCUGAACGAGUACAUGGUGACGCUUGAUAGACCGCUGGGCAUCCGUUUCGCGCUCUCGCUUGACGGAAGAAUUUUCGUGCAUGCGCUUCAGAAAGGGGGUAAUGCUGAGAAGUCGAGAAUAGUUAUGGUGGGGGAUACAUUAAAGAAGGCGAGCGAAUCAUCUGGUGGGAAGCUUAUCGAGAUCAGAGACUUUGGAGAUACAGAGAGUCUUAGAAACGAGAAAUCGGGAUCAUUUAGCCUUGUUCUUGAGAGACCUUUCUCACCGUUUCCUAUCCAUCAACUUUUUCGUGUUGAUGAUCUUGAUGUUUUGUUCAAUCGAGGCCGUGUUCCAGUUGUUACUUGGAACAAAAAUAUACAGGCAUCAAAUCUGAAGAGUGGUGGUAAUUCUGGGUUUGUGGUUUUUUGUCCAAAGUUUUUAACUACCCAAGGGAGGAACUAUUUAAACAAUCAAAACAAGAAUGACCGGUUGCAAAUGGUUAAUAACACCCCUACCCCACCAUUCAGUCCUCUAGUAGCAAUUUUCACGGAACAAAUGUCUCAAGAUGCUGAGUGGGCCCAUGGGAACUUCCCGUUGGAUGAGUAUGCGCUGGCAUUGGAACGUGCGGAGGGGGAUCUCCAUUAUAAUCAUUCUCUUGGUAUGCGCUAUAGUAAGAUCACGGAACAGAUCUAUGUUGGUUCAUGUAUUCAAACUGAAAGCGAUGUAGAGAAUUUGUCUACAGCUGCGGGAGUUACUGCUGUCCUGAAUUUUCAGAGCACAAUUGAAGCUGCAAACUGGGGAAUUGAUUCAAAUUCAAUCAAUGAGUCAUGCCAAAAAUUUAAUAUUCUUAUGAUUAACUAUCCAAUAAGGAAUGCAGAUUCUUUUGACGUGAGGAAGAAACUGCCAUUCUGUGUUGGUCUUCUACUACGUUUACUUAAGAAGAAUCAUCGUGUUUAUGUCACUUGCACAACUGGAUUUGAACGGUCUCCUGCUUGUGUGAUUGCAUACCUCCACUGGAUGACAGAUACCUCUCUUCAUGCAGCUUGCAAUUUUGUUACUGGGUUGCAUUCCUGCAAGCCUGAUCGGCCAGCAAUUGCCUGGGCCACAUGGGAUCUCAUGGCCAUGGUCGAAAGAGGCAGACAUGAUGGGCCUCCGACCCAUGCUUUGACCUUCGUGUGGAACGGACUCGAGGGAGAAGAUGUAUACUUGGUGGGGGAUUUUACUGGGAACUGGAAAGAGCCGAUCAAGGCCGUCCAUAAGGGUGGUCCAAGAUACGAAGUUGAAGUUAGACUUCCUCAGGGGAAGUAUUAUUACAAAUACAUAACUAAUGGAAACUGGAGGCAUUCAACAGCUUCACCGACUGAAAGGGACGACCGGGGAAAUAUUAACAAUGUGAUAGAAAUUGGUGAUACUGCCAGCGUGAGACCUUCUGUCCAGCCGCAAAAGAAGGAUGCAAAUAUUGUGAAAGUCAUUGAGAGGCCGUUGACCGAGAAUGAGCGCUUUACGUUGGCAAAGGCAGCUCGAUGUUGUGCUUUUGCUGUCUGUCCAAUAAAGCUGGCACCAAAAUGACAGCCGAACAUUUCAGCACAUGACAUUAAUUUCGUGGGGAACAUUUUUCUAUACAAGAAUAUAAACAUUCUAUGUGUGAAAAUGUAGCUUGAACCAACUGAUCUUGUUCAUACUCGUUGGAGUACUAGCAAAGUCCUCAAAUCGUCAAAAGGAAAAGUGUGUGUCCCAUUUGAUGUGCUAAAGCAAAUAGUUAUUCAUAGAGUCUUAUCCUGUAUGUUGUGUUGAAAAAUUCCGUGAUAUUGUACGAAGAAAAGCUGCGGUUAAUGUAAGUAUAGUUCAUCAAACUUCUUUCAUAGCCUAUUGAAACCAAAAUGGGCCCAGGAAUGUGUGGCUGGUCUAAAUAUUGGCCCAAAUAAAGUCAAUUCCAAAUGGCUUCUGUAGUUUUCAAAAGUUUUCAAGUAUUCAUAGUUUUAA